Annulohypoxylon maeteangense is the source of this 1017-nucleotide messenger RNA. RefSeq lists its product as uncharacterized. The record is from RefSeq and is a predicted model, not a curated record. The annotation marks the transcript as partial. Lineage: Eukaryota; Fungi; Ascomycota; Sordariomycetes; Xylariales; Hypoxylaceae. The transcript has 3 exons.
AACAUCCGAAAACCAUGGAUCCUUUUUUAUCUCAUAUCUAGAUCCGACCUGUAUAAUCCUCUUCUCCCAAUGGCGACGCCAACGUUGGUGAACUCCUGGACCCCCACCCUGGCGGGGUGCCUCAGAACCAGCGACUACUGGAUUUGGGAUUAUCAAGUAGAUAUGGAUCAGCGAACAGUUCUAGGAGGCCCGUCGCAGAUACAGAAUUGCUUGCCAGCUUCUUGGGACGGCACAACCACAUAUGAGGGAACGGGAUGUCCGCCACAGUACACAUCUGCCUGUCAAGGCGCGGGUUCAGCAGCAGCGGUGACAUGUUGCCCUUGGGCAUAUGCAUUCACGUGUGAGCUCACAACGACCGGAGGACUGGAUCGUGAGACAUUUCGCUGUAAAUCAAAGCACACCGGAACUGGUUCGAUAAUUGUGACGCGGACUGCUUUCAGAAGUAAUACAAUCGUCUUUGAAACGAGAGUUGAGAAUACAUCUCUCCAUUUAUUCGCAUUGGCAAUUAUGUACACGACGCCGGUUGCAACAGCCACUGGCGGCUCUUCGAUCCCCACCAGUUCUGCAACAGGGACUUUCUCAACCCCGGAAGCGUCAUCUCAAGAUGAUUCCGCAGCUCUUAGUCCCGGUGCGGCAGCAGGUAUCGGGGUCGGCGCCGGAGUCGGAGUUCUUCUAUUAGGAUUUAUCGUAGGAUUCUUCCUAUGGAGACGAAAGGUGUCAAGACGCGCGGAGAAUACACUAAUCUCGGACCAAUCUAAUAAUUACACCCUCCCACCAAAGAACACAAGAGAGCUACCUACCGUCGGUGAGCCAUCAGAGCUAGAUUCUGUGUCUGUUAGAUAAGCGGUAAUUUGGUCUCUGCCAUGCUCGAGUAUUGGAAUAUUCGGUUUAUAAAUGAAAGGAUGUGUGAGGUCACCAAGAAAAGGGGGUACAUCACAGAGAUAUCACUCUGUGUCUGAAAUCAUCCAAGUAACCCAAAUAUUAAUAAGCCCAGCCAGAGGUCGCUGUCAUAUAGAC